Durio zibethinus is the source of this 4203-nucleotide messenger RNA. RefSeq names its product transcription factor LHW-like. Gene Ontology annotation, biological process: regulation of DNA-templated transcription. The record is from RefSeq and is a predicted model, not a curated record. Gene Ontology annotation, molecular function: DNA-binding transcription factor activity; protein dimerization activity. NCBI's taxonomy places the organism in Eukaryota, Viridiplantae, Streptophyta, Magnoliopsida, Malvales, Malvaceae.
GCACUUUAGCAGAGGAGAAGAGAAAAUCGAAAGAAAACAUGAAAGUGAACACACAAAACUGAGAAAAGAAAAGCUCUUCAAGGUUUCAAUUCAAAACAGUGACAUAAAAAAAAGGAAAGAAAUCCUAAAAUCUCUCUCAACUUAUUCUUUGUUUGUGUCUAUUUUUUCGUGGGCCUUUUUCUUUUUUUGUUGUAUUUUUGAAGUAAAAAAAAUGGAGCAAAUUUUGGCUGUCUUCAAGCUUGAAGCAUGUGGCAUCAUCUAGGGGAAAAAGUUGAAAGCUUUCUUCAUUUUUAGCUUCGUUUUAGUAGUAUUUGUUAAAGAUAAAAAGGUUUGAUGGGGCGGGGUUGCAGGAGGAUGAUAGCAGGGAAUUUGGAUCCUGAAAGAAAAAGAAGUGGUGGGUUGAGAACGAAGCAGGCUGGUAGAGGCUCUUGCAGAGGAAGUUAGCGUUUUCUGCGUAUUUUUGCCUUUUCUUAUGAAUGUGGGCUAUUAAAAAGAUUGAAUUUGAGUCGUUUUUGUUGGUUGCUUUGCCUACAAUAUCUACAUUUUUGUUGGGUGAUUUAUAUUUUCAGAAGAAGGAAAAAGGAGAAGCGCUAUGGGUGGUUUGUUGAAAGAAGCUUUGAAGUCACUUUGUGGGGUGAGUCAGUGGUCUUAUGCUGUGUUUUGGAAGAUCGGCUGCCAGAAUACUAAGUUAUUAAUUUGGGAGGAAUGUUAUUAUGAACCUGCACUGUCUCCCGUCCUUCCAUGCAUUACUGGACUUCAGAACCCUGAAUUGUCAUUUGGAGAGUGGGAGGGAUCUUGGGGUUCUGAAACUUCCUCUCAGCUUGGGAGUCAACCACGGGACAAAGUCCAUUUGCUGAUAAACAAAAUGAUGAUAAAUAAUCGCAUUAACAUAGUAGGUCAAGGGUUAGUUGGUCGAGCUGCAUUUGUGGGAAAUUAUCAGUGGAUUCUUGCAAAUAAUUUCAUCACAGAUGCCCACCCCCCAGAGGUUCUAAAUGAGGUGCAUCUCCAAUUUUCAGCUGGCAUACAGACUGUUGCGGUUAUUCCUGUUCUUUCUCAUGGUGUUCUUCAGCUUGGUUCUUUCUCUACUAUUAUGGAGAACAUGGGAUUUGUGAAUGACGUGAAGAGUUUAAUUCUGCGUUUGGGAUGCAUCCCUGGAGCUCUUCUCUCUAACAGCUAUGGGACAAAUGAUUGCGUUGAAAAAAUUGAAAUUCCCAUUUCAAUGGAUUCAGUUGGAAUUUAUAGGUCUACAAAUUCCAUGACUUCAGUUGCUGAAGGCUGCAACCAACAAAGCAAUUUAUCUCAGUCUUCGAGGGUUAUUGGUCAAUCAUCUUCCCUGAUCGAGCAGAUUCAAGAAAACUCACAGGGUGCUCCUUCAACUUCCCAAUUACCUGGCCUGAACCAUACUGCGGCAAAAUCUCAUGAUGAUAACAGUGAAUCAAAAAGCAGUCCACAGAUGAAGCAAAACCUAAAUUUUAAAAGUCAAAUGGACUGUGGAGAUGUUGGUGCUGAAAUAAUUCCCUCUAACCCAACUUUGUGGCUGAACCCUCAAGUUUCUUUUUGCAACUCACAGUCUGGGUUCAAUUGUCAGGCCAUAAUUGGUCAAUCAAUUGCCAGUCAUAGCAGCAUAAAAUCAAUGGAGCAACAGAUUUUGUUAGAUGCUGGUCUACAAAAUCAUGUUAUUAACAGCAGUAGUGCGUCAAAUAGCCAAAUGAAACCAAAAUCAAUCCCAGACAUUGUUCCUAACUUGAUGAAACCAGAACAUAUUACUUCCUCUUGCACGCAACUGUCAGGGAGUGGGUUUCAGAAAGUUUGUUCAUCUAGAUUGGAUGUUCCUUUAUCCAUCCUGGUCAAUCAAUUAACUAGUACUUGUAUGCUUUCAGGAGUUCCUAAUCAAGGACAUGAUUCUGAGAAUUCUAAUUGUGCACGAGCUGCUUUAGUUCCAAAGAAAGAAACUGUAGAUAAUGAUUUGUUUCAAGCACUUAAUAGUCCAUUGCUCCAUGCUGAUGAUGGCAUGCCUUUUACUGAGCAGUUCCCAAGCGCCAUUCAUGAUUGCCUUAAGCAUGAAAGUGAAAGUUUGAGUACUAGAUCCUUAAAUGUAAAGUAUGAAGAUGCAUGUGUCCAUUCUCCAUCAGGGAAUGACUUGUUUGAUGUGUUGGGAGCAGAUUUGAAGAGCAAACUACUCUAUGGGAAAUGGAAUAAUGUGCUUGCUGAGGGAUCAGAUUUGCAGAUGCAAAGUCCGGGUACAGAUACGUCAAUAUUUAGGGAUAUGCAGAAUGAGUUUUCUGAUAUUUUUUCAGCUAAUGAAGGGAUAUCAGACCCCUGUAUUUACACUGGGGUGGGUACAGAUCAUCUUUUGGAUGCUGUGGUUUCUAGUGCAAAAUCUGCUGCGAAGCAGAUAUUAGAUGACAAUGUGUCCUGCAGGACAACAUUGACAAAGUUCAGUAACUCCUCUGUUCCUAGUAGUUCUCCCACCUUUGGCCAGGUUAGUAUUAACAAUCAAGUGCAAGGGGAGUCGCUUGGUGGCCUUCCUAAGUCUUUGUUGAAAGGUGGGACUCUUCCAUCCAGUUCUUAUAGAUCUGGCUGUAGCAAGGAUGAUACUGGGACUUGUUCUCAAACUACUUCAAGGUAUGGUUCUCAAAUCAGUUCAUGGGUUGAGCAGGGUCAUAAUUCAAGGCGGGAUACCAGUGUCUCAACCGCAUAUUCAAAGAGGAAUGAUGAAAUGAUCAAACCGAAUCGCAAAAGGCUAAAACCUGGAGAGAAUCCUCGACCUAGGCCAAAAGAUCGCCAGAUGAUCCAAGAUCGAGUGAAAGAGUUGAGAGAAAUUGUACCAAAUGGAGCGAAAUGUAGCAUAGAUGCCUUACUAGAGAAAACCAUCAAGCAUAUGCUUUUCCUGCAAAGUGUAACAAAGCAUGCAGACAAGCUAAGACAAACUGGAGAGUCUAAGAUAAAGGAAAACUUUGAGGGUGGGGCAACAUGGGCAUUUGAGGUUGGUUCGCAAUCCAUGAUCUGCCCUAUUGUGGUAGAGGAUCUGAAUCCACCUCGUCAGAUGCUUGUGGAGAUGCUUUGUGAAGAACGAGGUUUCUUUCUGGAAAUCGCUGAUUUAAUCCGGGGUUUGGGAUUGACCAUCUUGAAGGGAAUCAUGGAAACUAGGAAUGACAAGAUCUGGGCACGUUUUGCAGUGGAGGCAAACAGGGAUGUUACAAGGGUGGAGAUAUUUAUGUCACUUGUUCGUCUUUUGGAGCAAACUGUGAAGGGCAGCACAUCAACUGCCAAUGCUUUUGAUUGCAACAAUACGAUGGUUCAUCACUCUUUUCCCCAAGCUACCUCUAUAACUGCAACUGGUAGGGGCAGUAGUUUACAGUGAACCACCUUGCUGCCUGGUUUUCUGGUUUAGAUAUAUUAAGAGCUAAGAGCUAGCCUAGCUUUGCUUGCCAUGACUAACAUACAGUCUGGACUUGGGUGGUUCUGACGUUGACUAACGAUUUUGUCUCCCACAUGACUGACCUUGUUUUGGAGAGGGGGAUUUGUUUAUUAGUGAAAGCUUGUCAACAACUUUCAAAUGGCCUGCUUUGAACUUCUGAGGUUCCUAUUAUGUACCUUAAGAAGAAACAGAAAAAGAAUCAGUCUCAAGGAGAACACCAUUCAGGAAAAAGAAAAGGCUUUUCAGAUAUUUGAAUUUUGUUGAAUUCUGUUUGAUGGAUAAACCUGUAGUCAGAAAGGUGGGUAGCACAAUAGUUCAGCAUUUAUGGUUUUCUCAAAUGUAUAGAGGAAUUGGGAUAUGAAGUGAAGGGAUGAGGUGUUUUGCCACCAGGAAAGGGACUGCAUUUUUUUCCUCAACACCUGCCCUGGAGUCUUCUUUUUUUCUUGGGUUAGGAAUGUUUUAUAUCUUGUGGUAGUACUGGAAUGUUUACGUUCUGCUAAUCUAUGCAUUUGCUGAAUGAGCUGUUUGGUUGGUUUAAUAGCGUUGGUAUAUUGGUGCCUCUGACCUUGUGAAAGCAACAUUUUGGUGAAUGUUGUCGAGUGUUGCGAGCUUAAAAAUUGGUAUCUAGUGUUAACAUUGUGAUCUGCUAAAAACUGCCAAAACGGUGGUUCCUUCUCACCCACAAGGAACUAUACAUCUCAAUUAACUUGGCCCGGUGUGCAUCCUUCAAACUUGUACCCGGGCAUAUGAUUCCAGGAUAAGUAAUGAUUAUUUGCAUUCCU